CACACGCUGACGCCACAAUACGCAAAACCCACUGUCCACUUUAUUCCCAUUUCGUUGCUGCGCUUGACAUUUCGCCUCCACUCUGACGCCGAGAAGAAACAAACACCCGAUAACAGCAGAGACCCUCCCACUCCAAUCCCCUGAGGUAAACUCGUAACCAAACACCCCCCUCAGAGCUACCACUGCUUCCGGCGACAUGUGGCGCUGCGUUUCUCGUGGGCUUGGCGUUUCUUCCUCCAAGAGAUCCGCCUCCGGUGACUCUCUUAGAUCUCACUUCCCCAGGCUCUUCUCCUCCGAAUCCGCUACAGGACGUUCUCCGUACACUGUGGUGGAUCAUACUUAUGAUGCUGUGGUUGUCGGGGCUGGUGGUGCAGGGCUGAGAGCAGCCAUCGGACUUUCAGAGCAUGGAUUUAACACCGCUUGCAUUACUAAGCUUUUUCCAACUCGUUCACACACCGUUGCAGCCCAGGGUGGUAUAAAUGCUGCAUUAGGAAAUAUGACUGAGGAUGACUGGAGAUGGCACAUGUAUGACACAGUCAAAGGAAGCGAUUGGCUGGGUGAUCAAGAUGCCAUCCAAUAUAUGUGUAGAGAGGCUCCGAAAGCUGUGAUUGAACUUGAGAAUUAUGGAUUGCCAUUUUCUCGAACUGAAGAUGGAAGAAUAUAUCAACGUGCAUUUGGUGGUCAAAGUCUUGACUUUGGAAAAGGUGGACAGGCAUACCGCUGUGCUUGUGCCGCUGACAGAACUGGGCAUGCUCUAUUGCAUACUCUCUAUGGACAAGCUAUGAAACAUAAUACACAAUUUUUUGUUGAAUACUUUGCUUUGGAUCUUUUAAUGGACAGUGAGGGGACCUGCCAAGGAGUCAUUGCAUUAAAUAUGGAGGAUGGGACUUUACAUCGGUUCCAAGCAUCAUCAACAAUUUUGGCCACAGGGGGUUAUGGUAGAGCUUAUUUUUCUGCAACCUCAGCCCAUACCUGCACUGGAGAUGGUAAUGCCAUGGUUGCACGUGCUGGGCUCCCGCUUCAGGAUUUGGAGUUUGUGCAGUUUCACCCUACUGGUAUAUAUGGUGCUGGGUGCCUCAUCACUGAAGGAUCACGAGGGGAAGGUGGUAUCCUAAGAAAUAGUGAAGGUGAGCGAUUUAUGGAACGAUAUGCCCCUACAGCGAAAGAUCUUGCUUCUAGGGAUGUUGUGUCGAGAUCUAUGACUAUGGAAAUCCGGGAGGGUCGUGGUGUAGGACCUUUGAAGGACCACAUCUAUCUCCACUUGAAUCAUUUGCCCCCAGAUGUACUGAAGGAGAGGCUUCCUGGUAUCUCUGAAACCGCUGCCAUUUUCGCUGGUGUGGAUGUUACAAAGGAGCCUAUUCCUGUCUUACCUACUGUGCACUAUAAUAUGGGUGGAAUUCCAACAAAUUACCACGGAGAGGUACUUACCAUCAAAGGAGAUGAUCCAGAUUCAAUAAUACCUGGGUUAAUGGCAGCGGGGGAGACAGCCUGUGCAUCUGUUCACGGUGCCAAUCGGCUUGGUGCAAAUUCACUCCUUGACAUUGUUGUUUUUGGUCGAGCUUGUGCAAAUAGAGUUGCAGAGAUCCAUAAACCGGGGGAGAAACAAAAGCCUCUGGCAAAGGAUGCUGGAGAGAAGACCAUUGCAUGGUUGGACAAAAUAAGGAAUUCUAAUGGCUCAUUACCAACUUCAAAAAUCCGGUUGAAUAUGCAACGAAUAAUGCAAAAUAAUGCUGCUGUGUUCCGCACACAGGAAACAUUAGAAGAAGGUGCUCAGUUGAUUGACAAGGCUUGGGAGAGCUUUCAUGAGGUUCAAUUGAAGGAUCGGAGUUUGAUAUGGAACUCUGACUUGAUAGAGACCAUAGAGUUGGAAAACCUUUUGAUAAAUGCCUGUAUCACCAUGCAUUCUGCUGAAGCCAGGAAAGAAAGCAGAGGAGCACAUGCUCGUGAAGACUUCACGACAAGGGAUGAUGAGAAAUGGAUAAAACAUACAUUGGGAUACUGGGAAAAUGAGAAGGUCCGACUAGACUACAGACCGGUUCACAUGAACACAUUAGAUGAUGAAAUCGAGACAUUCCCACCUAAAGCUCGUGUCUACUGAGAGGGUCCGACUAGACUACAGACCCGGUCAUCCAUAGUCACGCAGAAAAUCUUUUUACGAGCAUGUAGUGACUCCGCAAAGAAUAAUUCUGUCAAUUGUUGUAGGUACAGCUUCUUGACUAAUAAUUUAUUGCAUUCAUCUGUUUUAAAAACUGAUGCGAUCCAAAGUAUCAAUAAUUUCAAUCGCGGAUUUGAAUGUGUAUUUUUGCAGCAAUGGGGAAUAAAUCUCAGAAUGUAUUUGUUGGAUAAGCCGGUUUUAUGUGUUAAACCGCCAGCAUAUUCAUGGAUGUGAUACUGUUUUUGGUUGAGGGCCUCUCUAGGCGAUUUGUUGGACUUUUGAUUUGCUGGUGAAUUUGUUUAACGUAUCGGCCUCGUUUGAUAUCCAUGAUUAGACUUGAAUGGAUAACGCCGUAUUCGAGAUAUAUUGAUGGUCGGGUUCUGAUUUUUCA
Messenger RNA from Malus domestica (apple), 2546 nucleotides. Its product is annotated as succinate dehydrogenase [ubiquinone] flavoprotein subunit, mitochondrial. Gene Ontology annotation, biological process: tricarboxylic acid cycle; mitochondrial electron transport, succinate to ubiquinone. NCBI's taxonomy places the organism in Eukaryota, Viridiplantae, Streptophyta, Magnoliopsida, Rosales, Rosaceae. The record is from RefSeq and is a predicted model, not a curated record. Gene Ontology annotation, molecular function: succinate dehydrogenase (quinone) activity; flavin adenine dinucleotide binding; electron transfer activity.